CUCACUAAAGUCUGAGCGCGUGCUUGGAUCUGCUAGAGUCAAACAAACGCUCUCUCGUCUCUAUAACGGAGAAGAGAUCGGAUCAUACUGCAGAUCGGACAUAAUGGCUACAAUGCUGAGCAAAGAAUUGCCGGAUAUCGAGAGUAUUCUCGCCUUGAACCCAAGGGUGAAGAUCCAUGCAAAUCUACAUUCCACUGCCUCUAAGAAGAAUGAGAAGAAGCACUGGAAGAGAAACCCAGAGAGGAACUGUGAUUCUUGUGUGAAUUUGGAGAACAACUUCGAUGACAUCAAGCACACGACUUUGAGCGAGCGUGGGGCACUUCGGGAAGCACUGAGAUGCCUGAAAUGUGCAGAUGCUCCUUGCCAGAAAAGCUGCCCCACCAAUUUGGAUAUCAAGUCUUUCAUCACCAGCAUUUCCAACAAGAACUACUACGGUGCUGCCAAGGCAAUCCUGUCUGAUAACCCUCUGGGUUUGACCUGUGGCAUGGUGUGUCCCACCUCUGAUCUGUGUGUGGGGGGCUGCAACCUCUAUGCCUCUGAGGAAGGUCCCAUCAAUAUUGGUGGGCUGCAGCAGUUUGCUACUGAG
This is a messenger RNA of Sinocyclocheilus grahami, 586 nucleotides long. Its product is annotated as dihydropyrimidine dehydrogenase [NADP(+)]-like. The transcript is spliced from 5 exons. Gene Ontology annotation, molecular function: uracil binding; NADP binding; dihydropyrimidine dehydrogenase (NADP+) activity. The record is from RefSeq and is a predicted model, not a curated record. Gene Ontology annotation, biological process: uracil catabolic process; thymine catabolic process. Lineage: Eukaryota; Metazoa; Chordata; Actinopteri; Cypriniformes; Cyprinidae. Gene Ontology annotation, cellular component: cytosol. The annotation marks the transcript as partial.